GAGUCCAGCCUGAAAAUAACACCCGUCGGAGCGUCAGGGCGGCUCUUGUGAGCUGCGGCCGGCGGCGGAGCUCGGGUUAAUUCGCAGGGAGCGUCUGUGAUCCGCUCGUAGAUUUUAAUCCCAGCCUGGCCAGUCAGAUUGAGCUGGCUACUGUUAGCGCACAGCGCUGUUAUCUGGUGAGCAGAUCAGCGUGGCUCUGGCUCUGGCUAACUUUACUGCCAUCCAGGCUGGCACUUUUAAAUCAAACAUGGCUAGCCGCCCAGCUAAACGAUCUGAACACCCCCCACUGCCCUGGACUUGGUUUCCUCAAGUCCUGAACAUCCCCGUUCACUUCAGCUGCGCCGUUAUAGUAUAGUCGGUGCCUUGUGGAGCAACUUACAUUUGUGUUGUUAGUUUUUCAGGGUUGUGGAGUAGUGUCGUGGUGUUGCUGUCGGCACUAAAGGGGUUUAACAGUAAACGAGCUCCUUGUUAAGUAAACAUGUCUGUAUACAUGUUUGGAGACAGCUACGAGGUUUCUUUGGCGCACUGACAAUAUGUCAGUGCCAGUAUCGCCCCAGUCCUGUGUGUCGUUAAAAAUCAAAUCAAGCUUACGCGACUGUCCGUUACCAUGAAAAACCAGAAAACCGUAGAAGAAUGCAAGAUAAUUAACUAGCUGUAUAAGCGAGGGAGGAAGAAUGUGAAAUGUAAAGAGGUUUGGCUGUAGGAUGGAAAUGAGCAGGAGGUAAGGCCAGUAGAAGAGAAGGGGAGUUAAUAAACAGUAUAAAUAUUCACCAGUGCAGCAGUGUGAGCUGUGCUUGUGGGCUGUAAGGUUGUUGUGCAGUUGGUGAGCUUUUUUUCUGGGCGCUUCUGGAAAGGCAUCCCUCGCUAAAAUGGACAGCCAGCCUGUUUCUUAGCCCAGCAUUUGUAAACCCUGCUCCUGGCUCCCCUUCUGGACCCCCUCCUGGACUACACAUGACUCCAGUGUUUCUUUGCUUUAACACACCGGACUCAGUGAGCAGCUCACUACCGGACCUUUCACGAGUUUACAAUGGGUGUGUUGGAGCAGGAGGACAAAAAUGUGCGGUGAAUGGCGCCCAGCAGCAGGACUGGGAAGGACUGGCUUGAUCAUGUCAAGUGUGGAAAGAAGGGUAAAGAGAAGGUUGAAACUGUUGACUCGGAGCAAAAUAAUAAUAUUAAUAAAAACACUAAACGGUGCAGCACAGAUCAGGGGUAAACCGAGCCUUCACUUCUCUUUACCCUUCUCUCCGCCGUUGACACCUUAAGGUGGUGUUGUCCAGUUGUUCGGAUUGUCCCGUUCCACCUUAAAUGGUGCAACAGUUCCAUCACUUGUAAUUGUAGCGCCGGAGCACAGAGCGUACCUGCAGCACCAUUUAAGGUGGAACUGACUUCAGCUUCGUCAGUGUACGGCACAUUUGAGCUUGUUCCCGCUCUACACACCCAUCGUGCAUUCAUGAAGGGCUUGGUAACAGCCUGAUGGGUUGAGUCAGGUACAGUGGUGGCAGGGAAAGGUUAAUAAAACGCGCUGUGCCUGAUUGAGAAACACUGGAUCUAAAUGGCGCAACGGAGCCUGCUAUCGUUAGCGGCUAACUUUAGCGCACACUAACGUGACCGCACCAAAGAAUUGAGUGUUUAAAGACUCACACGGACCAUUCGCGUUACCUUACUCAUUUGGAAUUGUCUGCUCACAUGGCGGUCUUGUUACAGUUAGGCAAUGAUCAGGGUGGCUACCAUAAUUAACACAUGCAGAAUGAAUAGCUAAUUAGCCAAAUGGCUAACAGCGUCAUUCCUGGCUCGUUGUGCGGCCGGCUCUUUUCCGAAUUAAUGUCAGGUGAAGUUGCUAGCUAACAAGAUAUUAGGAGCUAAACUAAGAUGAGCUGGAACAGGAGAACUACAGGAAAAUGUUGGUUAAGCUUACGUUGGGUGAGUUGAAUCUCCGCUCGUAAUAAGGCUAUCUAGGUGAGCUAGCUAGGCUAUCACUAACUCCAUGGUAACAACUCUUAAUCUAGCUGGCUGCCUUUAUAGUCCUGCUGUGUGGUCAACAGAAAGACAUUUUCUUCAUCAGAAUAACACUGUGCGACUGAAGAAAGACAAAGAGACCUUUAAAAGUCAGCUGCUGUAGGACGUCAACAACCAAACCGGUCAGCAGUGAACUUAGCUGGGCUUAGUUGUUUACAAUCUCGGCCAGAUGAGUUAGUUAAGUUACUGCAUACACGCCUCUAGCGGUCGACCGGGUGCACAUUGGAGCUACAACUGCAAACUUGUUUCAUGUUUUGUCUGUUUGUUCAUUUGUAUUUCUUCUGCUCAGGCUUGCAGUAGGAGUGCUGCCUCUGAUUUGCCUGUAUAUGACUUGUUGACGCAAAAGCAGACUAACCAUGCCCUGGGAGGAGGUAGUUGUACCACUGGCUGCCUUCACCAUGGUGAUGUGAAGUGGUUGUGACUGACUGUGAUGGACAGGUGUAAGCACGUAGGUCGUUUGAGGCUUGCGCGGGACCACUCCAUCCUGAACCCGCAGAAAUGGCACUGCGUGGACUGCAACACUACCGAAUCUGUGUGGGCGUGCCUCAGCUGUUCGCAUGUGGCUUGCGGGCGCUACAUAGAGGAGCAUGCGCUGCAGCACUUCCAGGAACAGCACCACCCUUUGGCCUUGGAGGUGAAUGAGCUGUAUGUCUUCUGCUACCUGUGUGACGACUAUGUGCUGAAUGAUAAUGCCACCGGUGAUCUGAAGUUGCUGCGCAGCACUCUCAGCGCCAUAAAAAGCCAGCGUUAUGAGGUCACCACAAGAAGCGGGCGCACACUACGCUCUGCUGCGACUCCCUUGGAGCAACCAGCACAUGGCAAUACACGGGAAUUGCAGUUGCGGGACGAGGACCGCAUGUUCACAGCACUGUGGCACCGCCGCCGGGCACUAAUGGGUCGCAUCUUCCGUGUCUGGUUCGAGCAGACGGAGUGCGGGAGGAGGUGUCUGGAGGAGGCACGGCAGCAGGAAGAGGAGGAGGAGAGGAAAAGGGAGGCACGAGAGAGGAGGCGCAAGCUCAAACGGCAGCUCAGGGAGCAGCUUGAGAGCGCUCCACCCCGGAAGAGCAGCCGUAUCCGGAGGCAGAGCCAGAAAGCAGCCGCUACUGCUUCCCCAGCAACCAGCAAGCCAGUUAAAUCCACCAAACAUAAGCCAGCUCCACCCCCUGCAACACGGACUUCUAAAAGCAAAAUGCCUCUGCAGAGCCAACGCACCCAGGCCAAGGCCAAACAGACUCAAGCUCCGCCCCCCAAACCGACAGGUGACUCCCCCGUCAAAAGGCGGCCCACUGUCACACCAGGUGUGACGGGGUUGCGCAACCUUGGUAACACAUGCUACAUGAACUCCAUACUGCAGGUUUUGAGUCACCUGCACGUGUUUAGGGAAUGCUUUUUGAGACUGGAUCUGAAUCAGGCCCUGGAGUUGCUGGCCUCUGCAGUCAGCCGCAAACUAGGGCUCUCCGCUCAGCAAGGCACCCAGCCCAAAGCCUCUGGACAGGGCUCAGGGCUCAGCGGGGGAGCAUCCCGCUCACGGAGUAUGGAGCUCAUCCAGCCCAAAGAGCCCAGCUCCAAACACAUCUCCCUCUGUCAUGAGUUACACACUUUGUUCCAGGUGAUGUGGUCAGGGAAAUGGGCUCUGGUGUCUCCUUUCGCGAUGUUGCACUCAGUGUGGCAGCUGAUCCCAGCGUUCCGAGGCUAUGCGCAACAGGAUGCACAGGAGUUCUUGUGCGAGCUCCUGGAUAAGGUCCAGCAUGAGCUGGAACGAACUGGAACGCUAACGCCCGCCACUGUGCCAGCCAAUCAGAGACGACUUAUCAAACAGGUGCUCAGUGUGGUCAACACCAUCUUUCAUGGCCAGCUGUUAAGUCAGGUGAGGUGUUUGGCUUGUGAUUACCGCUCCAACACGGUGGAGCCGUUCUGGGAUCUGUCGUUAGAGUUUCCAGAGCGUUACCAUAGCAACAGUAAGGAUGCUGCACAGGUUCCAUGUGGACUGACGGAGAUGCUGGCCAAGUUUACAGAGACGGAGGCCUUGGAAGGAGCUAUUUAUGCCUGUGACCACUGCAACAAUAAACGACGGCGUUUCUGCUCUAAGCAAGUGGUUCUCACUGAAGCUCAGAAGCAGCUAAUGGUCUACAAACUGCCUCAUGUCCUGCGACUGCACCUCAAGCGCUUCAGGUGGUCUGGUCGCAACCACAGGGAGAAAAUUGGUGUUCAUGUGCAGUUUGAGCAGGAGUUGAACAUGGAGCCAUACUGCUGCAAAGACUCUAACACAUCACCACGGCCCCAACACUUCCUCUACCAGCUCUCUGCUGUUGUGAUGCAUCAUGGGAAGGGUUUUGGCUCUGGCCAUUACACCGCUUUCUGUUACAACACAGAAGGAGGAUUUUGGGUGCACUGUAAUGACUCGAAGCUGAGUGUGUGUGCGGUGGAGGAGGUUUGUAAGGCGCAGGCCUACAUUCUCUUCUACACCCAGAGAAACUCUCAGGAUAAAGGCAAGGCCAGCGACCUCUGACCCCUGGUAGAAGCCAAUCAGCCACAGAGACAUUGUAUUGUACAUUCUGUUGAUAUGAUUUUAAGACCGUUUGUGUGUGUGUCUUUGUAUUUGUAGUAGGGUUCAGCAGUUCUGAAGACGGUGUAUUCUGUCAUGCUCUUAAUGCCUUACACAGAUCUUUGGCAGUAGGCACUCUGCAGUGAUUGUAGCUGUGUGCAUGUGCGUGUGUGUAAGAGUCAAAAUGUCAGUCCCAGAGAGAAGCAUUACUACGGUUUUGUGUGUGUGCACGUGUGAGACUGAGUGUAGAGUCUUAUAAUGUUAAAUGUUUUUACUUCAGCGCAGAUGAAAAUCUGCAGAAUACUGCCCAGAAACCAAAGUGUAAAAAAAAAAAACAAAAGCCUAACAUUGAAUGUUGACUGUUUCCUGAUUUGCUUCAGGCCCUCUUCACGAAAGGGGUAGAUUAGCAAAUGACCAUAUCACAGGUGUGCAUGUAUGAGUGUGAAACUGACAAUAUUCCCCACAAUCCCCCUCUCAAAGUGCCCUGCCAUGUUUUAGACCACUUCUUUGAAGUGGAAUUCCAUUGUUUGUUUUGUUUUUUUUCCUCCUUUCCUUUUCAGAAUGUCUGCAUAAUUCAGUCGCUGAGAUGUAAAGUCAUUCAGAGUGGUCUGAUGUGGAGUGGUUCAGUGUAGACACACUCAUCAACUCUUAUUCUUUACAGUGGUGGUGAUGGGAACCAGGGGUUGUGAUUACACCAUAAUAUAGCCAUUUUAUUUACUAUCCAAAAUGAACCUGUGCAAGAGAGUCAAAAUAUCAGUCCCAUCUAGAAGCUAGAAGCAUUACUCCAGCUUUGUGUGUGUGUACAUGUGUGAGAGACUGAGUGUAGAGGAUGUCUGUAAUGUUAAUUGUAGUGGUAAAUAUGAAAAAGCAAGUUUUCAUUGGGGUCUAUUAUGCCUCACAACUCCCUGUAUCUACUUCUCUGCCUGGGCUGUACUUCAGGCUUUGUUAAUAAAUAACACUAUUCACAUAACUAAUGUAUAUAAUAAAUAACUGAUGUACAAAAAUAUAUGGUUUAAUAAAUACAAAAAAUUAGUUUUACACCAAAAUGUUUUCUUAAGACUACCAUAAAACAAAGUCUCAGACAUCAGGCAGUGUGUUCAUAACCCCUUUAGACAUUCGGUUCCCAUCACUGCCACUGUUAACAGUUCUGACUCUAGAACAGGGCAUUUCACAUCAAACCAUUCCGAAUGACUUUUAACAUUUUUACAUUAUUAACAUCUUAAUGAUUUGCCUGCACAGAAAUUCAGAAAAGGUGUGCGAGUUCCCCUUUAAGGCUGUACUAGUGUUAUCGGCUCCUUUUGAGCACUCAGAACAUGGUUUUAAACGAUUCAGGAUUUUUGUUUUUCUGUUUAGACUCUCCAGAAUGUACUUUUAUAUACUCAGUACUUGGGUAAACAAGAUUUUUAUUUUUUUUUAUUUUUCUAAAAAAAAAAAAAAAGUGAUUUUAGAAUAUACAAAAAGCUGUAAUGUUCUCACCAGCGAAGACACCACAUGUAUGCUGUAUGUACAGUGAGUGAGUGUGUGAGAGAGUGUGUGUUUUGUAGCUGACUGGAUUCAUUCUGUGACUGUUGUGGUUAGCGCGCUCUCUGUGUAGGUGUGUUUUGUGUUGACGUGUGAGAACGGAGGUAAUUCUUCUGUCGUAAAAUCACACACCGCUCAGAGUCGGCCUCUUUUUUUUCCCGGUUCUUCUAAGUCCACGUUGCUCCACUCUUCAGCAGGUAUAGAUGUAAAACUAUGCAAAUUGUUACCUCAAUUUAUAGAGAACUUUACCUCAAUAAAAAGGAAAAUAUUUUUGCAUUUUUCUAGAAAAAAUGACUUCCAA
This is a messenger RNA of Pygocentrus nattereri (red-bellied piranha), 6383 nucleotides long. RefSeq names its product ubiquitin specific peptidase 44 (gene usp44). The record is from RefSeq and is a predicted model, not a curated record. Gene Ontology annotation, biological process: protein deubiquitination. Lineage: Eukaryota; Metazoa; Chordata; Actinopteri; Characiformes; Serrasalmidae. The coding region runs from base 2447 to 4525 and encodes 692 amino acids. Gene Ontology annotation, molecular function: zinc ion binding; cysteine-type deubiquitinase activity. The transcript is spliced from 8 exons. Gene Ontology annotation, cellular component: cytoplasm.